This is a messenger RNA of Nymphaea colorata (pocket water lily), 3443 nucleotides long. Its product is annotated as CRM-domain containing factor CFM3, chloroplastic/mitochondrial-like. NCBI's taxonomy places the organism in Eukaryota, Viridiplantae, Streptophyta, Magnoliopsida, Nymphaeales, Nymphaeaceae. The record is from RefSeq and is a predicted model, not a curated record. The coding region runs from base 128 to 2683 and encodes 851 amino acids. Gene Ontology annotation, molecular function: mRNA binding. Gene Ontology annotation, biological process: RNA splicing, via transesterification reactions. The transcript has 10 exons.
ACCUCAGCCUCAGGCUGCCGGUUACAAACUACAGUUCUCUGUCUCUGGCUCGCUCCCCACAACGCACGCACACGGACACACAGACACACACACACUCUUCCUUAGCUUCUGAUUGCUCUCUUACCGUAUGUUCAUGGCGACAUCCCUUUCGUUUCUUUGUUCCCUCCACGCCUACUAUCCGUCCUUGCCCAAUUUGACGGUUACCCGCUUCUCCCCUUCGAAGACUCAAUGCUGCUCGACCUCAUCUUCUCAGACUAUCCACCUCGAGGAAAACCUACAAGAGGGCUCCCUUGAAGAUAGCAAGAAGAAGAAGAAGACGAAAAGGAAGCCGAAGCCCGGUUUUCUCGACGUUACCAUGCAAAAAUGGUCUGUGAAAGUUCCCUCUCAAAGAGCCAGCCUUCCAUGGCAAGAAUCAUCGUCCUUCUCCGAUAUCCUCAAAGACUUCGGUAUUUCACUCGAUUCUGGAGACUCCCCAGAAGACAAAUGUGGACUCUCUGUGGUUGAAUCCUUAUCAACUGCGGAUACUGUUUCCCCUCGAUCCAUCUCCUUGAAAUUCCCGGCUGACACCAGGGGUUUCGCUGACCAAGUUACCGAGUCCAUGAAGACAAGUAGGGAAUGUGAGUAUAUGGAGGGCACCCACAAUUCGAAAGGCAAAGGCGAGAAGACUGCUGUGGGAAAAAUCGUGGAGAAGUUGAAGGAGAUGGGUAGUGCCGAGAGAGGAGGAUUCCUGAAAAUGGAUUCGUCCAGACGUGAUAAUGCGGCGCCUGGUGUGCUUCCAUGGAAGAAGAUGGAGCAUGGGAAGAGAAUAAGCAAGACAGAAUUAGCUGAAUCGACUGUUCCGGAGCACGAACUGCAGAGACUGAGGAAUUUGUCACUGAGGAUGAAAGAGAGGAUUAAGGUGGAAGAUGGUGGUGUUACUCAGGCGGUUGUGGAUUUGAUUCAUGAAAAAUGGAAGGACUCAGAAGUGGUGAAGAUUAAAAUUGAGGGGCCACCUGCUUUUAAUAUGAAGAGAACACAUCAAAUUCUGGAGAGCAAAACUGGUGGUCUGGUGAUUUGGAGGUCGGGAAGCUCUGUAGCUCUGUACAGAGGCAUGAGCUAUGAGCUCCCGUGUGUACAGUCGUAUAACCAACAUUCUCAAAUCAGUCAUUUAGUUGAUUCUGCAACAAAUUCUAAUGGUUCACUGCCUGGUCAAUUUAUAAACGGAAAAGAAAACUCUACAACUGGAUGCACCAAGGCAAUUAAUGCGAGUAGUGCUAAUGGAUUUGGUACCAGUUCCUCCAAGCUGACAGAUGAAGAAAAUAUAGAUUCUAUUUUAGAUGAACUGGGUCCACGGUUUAGAGACUGGUCUGGAUGUCAUCCGCUGCCAGUUGAUGCUGACUUGCUGCCAUGUACAAUCCCUUCUUAUAGUCCUCCUUUCAGAGUUCUCCCUUAUAAGAUGAAGUAUUGCCUUGGAAACAAGGAAAUGACAUCUUUGCGGAGACUUGCUAGAACUAUAUCUCCUCAUUUUGCCCUUGGAAGAAACCGACAACUCCAGGGGUUGGCUAUGGCUAUGGUGAAGCUCUGGGAGAAAAGUGCCAUUGCCAAGAUUGCUAUCAAACGCGGCGUGCAAAAUACUUGCAAUGAGAUAAUGGCAGAAGAAAUCAAGAAGUUGACAGGUGGUACUCUAGUUUCUAGAAACAAGGAGUACAUUGUUUUUUACAGGGGAAACGACUUUUUGCCCCCUGCUGUGGCUGAGAGGUUAUUAGAAAGAGAAAAACUAGCUGUACUUCAGUAUGAAAAGGAAGAACAAGAGCGAUUAAGGGCAUCAGCCUUGACAGUUUCAAAUGUCCCAACACCUAAGCGGCCAUAUCUUGCUGGUACCCUGGCAGAGAGUUUGGAAGCUAAUUCUCGAUGGGGAAGAGAACCGAGUGCUGAAGAAAGGGAAAAGAUGAUGAAAGAUGCAGCUUUUGCAAAACACGCUUCUCUUGUUACAUAUCUAGAGAGGAAGCUGGCUAUUGCACGAGGUAAGGUGACCAAGGCAGAGAGAGCUCUUAGAAAGAUGCAAGAAGCUCUAAUUCCAGCAGAACUGCCUGAUGAUCAAGAAAUCAUCACUGAUGAAGAAAGGUCCAUGUUCAGAAAACUGGGUCUCAGCAUGCAAGCUUUCUUGAACCUGGGAAGGCGUGGCAUUUUUGAUGGUAUUGUGGAAAACAUACACCUCCACUGGAAGCACCGGGAGAUCAUCAAGAUAAUGGUAAAGGGAAAGAGUUUGCCACUUGUCAAGCAUAUUGCAAUAUCUCUUGAAGCUGAAAGUGGGGGUAUCUUGAUAUCUGUGGACAAAACUACCAAAGGCUAUGCAAUCAUCCUUUAUCGUGGAAAGAACUAUAUGCGGCCAUCAAAGAUUAGGCCAACGAAUCUGUUGACAAGAAGGAAAGCCUUGGCUCAUUCAGUUGAGCUCCAGAGACGUGAGGCACUUAAUCAUCAUAUAUUGGACCUGCAGAAAAGGAUUAAGUUGCUGAAAUCCGAACUAGAUAAGAUGAGGGCUGGUGAAGAAACAGAUAUUGAGCAGUUGUACGCCAAGUUUGAUGCUGAGUCUUCAUCUGAAGAUGAUUCAGAAGAUGAAGAUGAAGCAUAUCUUGAAACCCGUGAUAGUGGUGAUGAGGGAGAAAAGAAGAACAAGUCUGUUGCUGAAACAGAAUUAAAGUGAUUAAAUGUCAGCCAGGAUGAUUCCCCUACCUUUUAGUGAUAUUGGACUAGUAACUGGUUCAGUUGAUGUCCUCUUGUUUGACGUUUACAUCACAGCCUGCUAUUGAAGUUGCAAUAAUUUUGUCCACGUUAUGAAGGUUGAUGCUGAAAAUGAUAUGAAACUCAUCGGUAUGGUGUAUCAUUCCAAUGCAAGGCGAGGAAUUUUAGUCUCGCAGCAUCAGGAUGGAGUCACCGACUCACCAGCAAGUUUGACAGGCAGCGGCAUCAGGAGCUUUCGAACAAGGAUAUGAGACUCUAUUAGCAGAGGAGACAAACGAUGUCAAGUUGGCGUACAACUCAUAGCGAUUGUCAAUUUGUCAUGGAAGGAGUUUGAAAAAUGAGACAUGCUUUCAACUGGAUAAGAUUGGAAACAGAUGAACACUUCUACCAUGAAGCUAAAGAGUGCAUAAUGAAGUUCGAAUACAAACUUGGUUGGAUCAGAAGGGCUUGAUAUACCGGUUGGUUCGCAGAUAUCUUGCAGUUCUACUUCCAUUCCCACAGCCACCAUGUUUGACCAAGCAGAAGCUGUAGGCGCACAAUCUGAAAUAUGUAGAUACACCUAGAGAGUUUCUGCUGUCUCCAAGAGGGUUCACCUCUGACCUGUUAUUUCAACUGUACUUGUCCUACAAAGGCAAGCCCUUGUAAGGAACAGUACUGCCCCAACUGUGCAUAUCUUUUUUUUGGUUUCUGUCUAGUUUUUCUCAGUUUCCUUUUUCUUUUCU